Messenger RNA from Emiliania huxleyi CCMP1516, 1360 nucleotides. RefSeq lists its product as hypothetical. NCBI's taxonomy places the organism in Eukaryota, Haptophyta, Isochrysidales, Noelaerhabdaceae. The transcript has a single exon. The record is from RefSeq and is a predicted model, not a curated record. Bases 26 to 1189 code for a protein of 387 amino acids.
CGAGCAUCGAGCGCAUCUAGACUCAAUGGCUAUGUUGAACUCACUCCCCACGAAGGAGCGCCUCGGCAGCAUCUACGAGAGCAUGCCCACCAAGGAGCAGCUCAUCGCCGCCUACACCGACGGCGAACUCCGCGCCGACCUCGUCCAGAGCACGCUCUCGGCAGCGGGCGCCGACGCCUUCCUCUCCGAGUCUCAGCGCUCGGCGCUCACUGGCCUGGUCUCUUACGGUGAGACGGCUGACCUGAUCAAGGAGGCUGCGCUCUACUACCCAACCCUAUCCGAGAAGUACCACGACUAUGCGCCGCUCGUCGCAGACGCCAAGGAGGCCGUGGCCGCGCGGGUGGUGCUUGCCCGCAGCGCCGAGGGGCGCUCGGAGCUGAUCGCUGAGGGAAAGGACCUCGCGACCGAGAAGCUCAUCGCACCCGUCAAGGAGAUGGCGGCGGAGAAGAUCUUCGCGCCCGCCAAGGCCCGCGCCGCGCCGUUCCUGACCAAGGUGGCCGACAAGAAGGCGUCACUCGUCGAGAAGAAGGAGGCGAUUCUCGCCGACAAGCGGCUGUGCCGCGCUCUUGAGGCGCUCCAGGAGGCGCGCGAGCAUCCGACCGAGACAGCGGCUGCGCUCAAGGCGACCGCCAUCUCCCUGCUUCAGUACGACAAGGUGGCCGAGUACCGCGAGUACAUCCAGUCCGACGCGUUUGCCGAGGACACGCGCCAGCUCGUCACCGAGAGCCUGCCCGCGCUUGCCAAGGACGCGGCCGAGCAGGGCCUUGAGAAGGUGCGCGUCAAGGCCACGGCACUCUCCUCCGACCUCCAGUCCUCGGUCGAGCUCCUCAUCUCCUCGCUCUCGCAACCCUCGGGUUUCGAGACGCCCUCGGCGCCCGACCUCUCCACGACCAUCGAGCGCGCGCUCUCGCUGGCCGUGCAGGCGCGCUCCCUCCUCUCCGACGUCACCCUCGGCGCGGCACGCCUCUCCAAGAACACCGCGUCGUCGCGGGCGGCUCUCGAAAAGCUCGCCGCCCUCAUCGCUCCUCCGGCCAACCCCGAAGCUGUGACCGCCAUGACCGAGACGGCCGAGGCGACCCUCGCAACCACCAACGAGACGGACACCAACGAGACGGACACCAACGAGACGGACACCGACUCGCUGGUCACCGUCGACGCGGGGGCGGGCCACACCGAUGUCAUCUCGUGACGCUAGACCAGAGUGGGUGGCAGUGGCCGGAGCGCGAAAUCCGAAAAGGCCUCCCACCGGCACGCCAAGUAACACGGGCUGUGAUUUUGUGAUUGUGUCUGAAUACCGAAAAAAGUGCAAAGAUCUCUCUUCGAGCACAGGGAGGAUCGUCGGGAGUCUGUCCGACAGUUU